GGGCGGUACUUCCGGCGGCGGGGACGAGAGUGUCGGUCAGUGAAGGCGGAGCCAUGGCGGGACGCAGGGCUGCCCUUAAGGCUGUGGACUGGGCGGCCUUCGCCGAGCGAGUGCCGCCGAGCCAGCGAGCCAUGUUCAACGCGCUGAAGACCCGCAACGAUGCGCUGACGGCCCGGUUGGCUGCGCUACCAGAGAAGCCCCCGGCCAUCGACUGGGCUUUCUACAAAGCUAAUGUUGCCAAGGCUGGAAUGGUGGAUGAGUUCCAGAAGAAGUUCAAUGCACUAAAGGUUCCAGAGCCAGUGGAUACACAAACUGCCAAGAUUGAUGCCCAGGAGAAGGAAGCUGCCAAGAGCACUGCUGAGUACAUCGAGGCUUCCAAAGCCCGCAUCGCCCAGUAUGAGCAGGAGCUCCAGAAGCUCAAGAACAUGAUUCCCUUUGAACAGAUGACGUUUGAAGACUUGAGUGAAGCCUUCCCUGAAACCAAACUGAACAAGCAGAAAUAUCCAUACUGGCCCCACAAGCCAAUUGCUGAUCUGUAAACUGGGAGCAGUUCAGGGAGCAGUUUAAUGACUCUCAGACUCCAUGAUCUUAUAAAUAAAGAGCUUUCUCUGUCUAUAGCUUAGAUCUUAGACAUGAGUUCUGAGUAAUGUGGAGCAAUACAGUAACUUGCAAACAU
Agelaius phoeniceus (red-winged blackbird) is the source of this 676-nucleotide messenger RNA. It is a transcript of the gene ATP5PD, whose product is annotated as ATP synthase peripheral stalk subunit d. Gene Ontology annotation, biological process: proton motive force-driven ATP synthesis. NCBI's taxonomy places the organism in Eukaryota, Metazoa, Chordata, Aves, Passeriformes, Icteridae. Gene Ontology annotation, molecular function: proton transmembrane transporter activity. The record is from RefSeq and is a predicted model, not a curated record.